AUUAUUUUUUGUCAUUUGGAUAAAUAAAGUAAACAUGGCGGACAAAGAUGAGGCACUGAGAGAAGCUGUUUGCAUAGGUAACAUGGAGUCUGCAAGAAAACUGAUCAAGAUGGGAGCUUCUGUCAACUCUCAAAACAUAGUUAAUGGCUGGACGGCACUACAUUGGGCCUGCAAGAGGGGACAUAAGGAUUUAGCAGAAUACCUUUUAUCUUCAGGAGCUGAUCCAUCAAUAAAGUCAUGCAAAGGAGAAACUCCGGACACCGUAACAACUGACAAAGAAAUAUCACAGCUCCUUUCAACAGGAGGGGAAGCAGCCAUGAGUCCGGGAAAUGAUGAGGCCUUUCCUACUAAUCCCCAACUCCCGAUAAUUCCAAAUUACUUGAGAAACCCUCCAUUUCCUUACACUGAUACGUUAACGGAGCGUUCACUUGAUCUCACUGAUCUACAUAUAUCAGAAUCAAAAUCAAACAAUGAUUCAAAAUCUAAUCAAUCUGAAAUCAACUUUGAUGAUGCAAGUAAUGGCAGAAAUCACUCGAAAUCAAGCGUCAAUGACUCAGAAAUCACAGCGAAGGAAUCACUUAGGGUCAAAGUCCGUAUAGCUAAUAGCGGCGAGACUGAUUUCAUUGAAGUUGACGUGCAGACUCUCUCAUACAUUGACCUACUGAGGAAUAUUUGUGAAGAACUGGAAGUAUCGCCAGACGACGUAUCAAAGAUACGCAAACUACCCAACGUCCUUAUAAGGAAAGACAAGGACAUCAGUAGACUAGAGAAUGGGCAGGAGCUAGAACUGGUACUCAAAUAAUUUAUUUAUUUUUUAAAACAAUGAUUAUUGAUAGUAUAAACAA
Messenger RNA from Amphimedon queenslandica, 845 nucleotides. Its product is annotated as ankyrin repeat domain-containing protein 40-like. The record is from RefSeq and is a predicted model, not a curated record. Lineage: Eukaryota; Metazoa; Porifera; Demospongiae; Haplosclerida; Niphatidae. Gene Ontology annotation, molecular function: protein binding. The transcript has 2 exons. The coding region runs from base 35 to 802 and encodes 255 amino acids.